Molecule: messenger RNA, 2160 nt
Organism: Beta vulgaris subsp. vulgaris (sugar beet)
Lineage: Eukaryota; Viridiplantae; Streptophyta; Magnoliopsida; Caryophyllales; Amaranthaceae
Exons: 3
Coding region: 1-2160 (719 amino acids)
Source: RefSeq, a predicted model, not a curated record
AUGUCCACCAAAGAUAUGAUCAAAGCCUUGACUAAAAAUGUGACUGCCAUGCAGUCCAAUUUGGUGCAAUUUCAGGAAGAGACCAAGUCAAGCAUUUACAACUUGGAGACACAAGUGGGCCAAAUGUCUAGUGUCAUGAAUAGGCUUGAGGCCCAAAAUUCUGGAAAAUUGCCAUCUCAAACCGAGGUGAACCCCAAGAAGAAUGUGAGUGUUGUGAUAUUAAGAAGUGGCAAGGAGCUUGUUGAUCAUGCGCCCGGAAAGGGCAAUGUUGUGGAAGAGAAGACAAGAGUAGAAGAUGAGGAGGUGGAGGUUCUUACUCCAUCCAAAGAGGUUGAAAAAGUGGUGAGUACUAGCUCUCACCAAGAGAUAAAAUCUUUCCCGGAUUACAAACCGACACCCCCUUUUCCCGAUGCACUUAAGGACAAUAGUAAGCUUGAUUUUUCUAAGGAUAAUUAUGAAACAUUUAGCCAAUGUAAUGUGAAUAUUCCUUUGUUGCAAUUGAUUAAGACUGCGCCUUUAUAUGCUAAGUGGUUAAAGGAGAUGUGUUCAAUUAAGAGGAAAAGUAGUGUUAAGGGGAAACUAACGGUUAAGGUUAGUGAACAUGUGUCCGCUGUUUUCCAAAAGAGAAUGCCUAAGAAAUGUGAUGAUCCGGGCAUGUUCACUAUUCCUAUAACUCUUGGUGACACUAAGAUUGAUAGGGCCAUGUUAGAUUUAGGAGCCUCCAUCAAUGUGCUUCCUUAUUCUUUGUAUGAGUCCUCUUCCAUUCCUAGAGGUGUAGUUGAAGAUGUUCUUGUGGUAGUUGAUAAGUUGACUUUCCCCGCUGAUUUUUACGUGAUUGAUAUGGAGCAUGAUAAGCAUUCAACCCCUAUUCUUUUAGGGAGGCCCUUCUUGAAAACGGCUAAGACUAAGAUUGAUUGUGACACCAGUUCUCUAACCAUUCAGUUUGAUGGGCAAAUCAUUGAGUUUAAUAUGUAUGAUGCCAUGAUAUACCCUAAUAUUGAGGAUUACUCUCUCUGUUCCAUUGAUGUGUUUGAGCCAUGUGUUCAAGGUCUGUUUGAUGUCUUACGUGAUGAUCAUUUGCAAAGUGUUUUGGACUUUAGUUUGAUUGAUGAUUCUUUGGAGUUUUAUUUGCCAAAUAAUGUGCUUGAAGUUGUUGUUGAAUUGAAUGAGCUUUCCAAACUCCCUUUGAAUUCCUCAAACUAUAAGCCCAUACCGCUUACUGUGCCUAGCACAAGAUCGGUUCCUUCUGUUGUGCAGGCCCCCGAUGUUGAGCUCAAGACUCUCCCGGAGCAUGUGAAGUAUGUCUUCCUAGGUGAGAAAGAGACUUUUCCAAUUAUCAUUUCCAACAAGUGGAACUUGGAGCAAGAUAGCGAAUUGAUGGAGGUGCUCAAUGAGCAUUUGAUGGCAAUUGGGUGGUCUAUUGCAGACAUUCGUGGCAUUAGUCCAUCCACAUGCAUGCAUAGGAUCUUGUUGGAGGAUGAAGCUAAACCGGUGAGGCAGCCUCAAUGGCGUUAUGACCCACCCAUGAUGGAGGUGGUAAAGAAGGAGUUUCUAGAGGUUUUCAUGGAUGAUUUCACCAUUCAAGGUGACUCUUUUGAUCAAUGCUUGUACCAUUUGUCCCUUGUCUUGAAGCGUAGAAUUGAGUCUCAUCUUGUGCUAAGUUCUGAAAAAUGCCAUUUCAUGGUUGAGCAAGGUAUAGUGUUGGGUCAUGUUGUUUCAUCUAGAGGGAUAGAGGUGGAUAAAGCAAAGAUAGAUGUGAUUCAAUCCCUUCCCUACCCUAUUAGUGUCUGUGAAGUCAGGUAUUUCCUUGGUCAUGCCGGUUUUUACCGGAGGUUUAUAAAAGAUUUUUCUAAGGUCGUUGACUCUUUAAAAGAGAAGCUUACUUCGGCCCUCGUCAUUCAAGCCCCCAUUUGGUCUCUCCCUUUUGAGAUCAUGUGUGAUGCAAGUGAUUAUGCCGUGGGGGCUGUUUUGAGUCAAAAGAGUGGUAGAGUGUCUCAUGUAAUACAUUAUGCAUCUAUGACAUUGAAUAGGGCUCAAAGAAACUAUAGCACCACUAAGAAAGAAAUGAUAGCUGUUGUUUUUGCGAUUGAAAAGUUUCGGUCCUACUUCCUUGAAACCAAGGUCAUUGUGUACACUGACCAUGCAGCUAUUAAUACUUGA